Homarus americanus (American lobster) is the source of this 12585-nucleotide messenger RNA. RefSeq lists its product as uncharacterized. Lineage: Eukaryota; Metazoa; Arthropoda; Malacostraca; Decapoda; Nephropidae. The transcript has 18 exons. Gene Ontology annotation, molecular function: protein binding. Bases 239 to 11137 code for a protein of 3632 amino acids. The record is from RefSeq and is a predicted model, not a curated record.
AAUGGCCUCUAUCUAUUUAUAAAAGAAACUAAAUGAAAAAAUAUAAUUACAGUUUACCUUGUGAAAUAUCAAUUAUUAUAAACCAAUCAGGAUUAAAAAUCAUAGUCACAUUUUAAAUAUGAACAACUUGUGUUAUAACUGUUGAGUGUGAGUGUUGUUGUUGUUGAUGGAGGUGACUUAGUGAACAACAGGGAGGAACACCGUUAGUUUACUGUGUGUCAGAGGUUAAAUAUAAAGAAUGACCUCACUACUCCCAUCAGAACUAGCACGCCUUGUUUUAGGGUUCUUAGAGGAAAAUGACUGUCAAAAGACAGCAGAAAGUCUUCUUAAGGAAUUACCAGAAUUGGCAGAAUGCGCAAAACUACGGAGAAAGGGACGGAAGGUCAGCACACGUAUUGGAAACAAGAGUUUGGAAGAUAUGUUGGCUGAUUAUACUGAUACAAAAGAUCAUGUGUCAGAUUCCUUGAAGCUCUACCCGGCAUCAUUUAGCAGUGUUUGCAGUACUGGUGACCUUCAGCAGCAAGUUAAAGCAAUCACAUCUAUUGUAAUAGCAAAUAAGGAAAUUAUCAAACAGGGGAUGUCAUUAGGCGCAAUUGGUAGAUAUAAACAGAGAUCACGCUCGGAGCAACUACAAAAGGAGUUCCAAAAGUCGUCAUGCUUCAAUGCACCUCGUAUACCCAUGGUGGUGGAGAUACAUACCACACCAACAGAGUCUCUCCCUGGGUCCUCCCGGCCUGAACCAAUCCGUGUAGAAAUAUUGUCCAAUGCUCAAAACUCGGGCCAGCCACCUCUGUGUGAAGAUAGGCAAGAUCACUCUCCUAGCCAAGAUCAAUCCCAUGAAAAUGGUCAUUCCCACAGACAAGAUCAUUCCCAUUCUGCCACCAGUAGUCCUUUAGUCACCCCACCGCCAGUCUCUCACACCAACGUUGAUGAACCAAGAGGAGACUCUCUCGGUGGAGAUUCUUCUUCUAUGCCUUUAACCGGCCCAGAUUUUUAUUUCACACCUCAGAAAAGGAAAAGUGGCCAAGCCAAGAGAAGAAGUCACGGGUCAGACCACUUAGGCAAUAAAAUUAGCCCAUCUUUGGAUAAUGAAGCCAAUUUUGAGAAAUUACUUAAAAACUUGUUUGAAAACACAGCACUUCAUGAGAAGAUAGCAGAGAACAUUAAUCGGAGUCUGGGUUGCCAGAGUAAAACCAGUGGUGAUGGUGAAGACGCCUGUGCUGUCAUCGAUGGUGGUACUAGUUGUUAUAAAGAUGAUAACAAGAGAAGCAAAUUUGUAUGUAAUAACAGUGCCAAGGGAGUUGCUGAUGUUAUUGGUAGACAUAAAAGCUCAGGGGAUGAAUCCUCACUGAGUGGAGCUGGGGACAUGGCUGCCCUCAAGGAGUUUGAUCACAUUGUCACUGGUAUCAUCUCUGAAACUACAGCAGAUCCAGUUUUUGAGAGUUUUCUCGGUGAAGUAUUUGGGAGCUGCACACCUCCUGCAGCCCCGAUGAAAAGCAGUGGAACGUCCCAGUCAAGCCAAAGCUGUGUACCAGACACCUCCUUGCCACCUUCAAGACCUCUUUCUACACCUGUUCCACCACCUCCUACAUUGACAUCAACAGUGGCAUCCCAACAUAUCAUACCACUAUUUUCCUCUAACUCUCAAUCACUUAAUUUACCACCUGCCUCUGACACGAUCGACUCUUCAUCCUCAUCUCAUGUGUUACCUGCCUCAUAUGUUCAUCCGUCUCCGUGUGAUGCAGUUAGUGAUCCUUCAGUAUCAGAAACUGCAAGUCUAGGGUGUACUCAAUCGGUGCAGUCCCCAGUGGCUUCUUCUCCAUCCCGCCUUGCUUCAUUACAGCCUGUUAACAAUGCUUCACAUGUGCCUUCAAAGACUCCCUCAAAGAAAAAGCAAACGAAGAUGCAAACUAACGACUCGGUGGUUACGGUGGGUCGGGUAACGAGGAGUUCCGCCAAAAGUUUACAGUUGGCUGCCACUCAAGAUGGUACCAUAAACUCUAUUCAACAGAACACACUACCUGAAAACAAGAAUCCUGAAACCAGUGAGCAAGCAUGUGGCACCAGCACUACGGACACCAAAUCUGGCUCACCUGUUAUCACUGACACUCAAGAAUCUUUUACUUCAGAAAAUCUGGCAGCAAGUGUAUCUUUAUCAGAAAAGGUUAAAUCUAAAAAGAAAAAGAAAUCAAAGUCCAAAAAGAAGGAGGAUGAAAAAUAUCUUGGAGAACAGCUACUUCAAGAAUUUUUUGACUUUCAGUCCUCACGACCUGAUAAAGUUAGUGAAAGUGAAGGUGGUGGGAACACUAAUAAAACAGAUUCUACAAAAUGUGAUAAGAGAUUUAAUUCAAGUGGUACAGAAGUUCAAGCUUCUGGUACAGAAGGGGAACUAUACUCACUUGCCUCUGUCAACAAUAGUCCUAGAGGUGUGCCUUUUUGUGGGACUCCGAUGGAAGAUCCUGCACAUGCAGCUCAAGAACCCCAGGUGCAGUCUGCUGCUCCUACUAGUCACAGGGUCUUGACAGUUGAUGGGGAUUUGCAGACUGAAGCAGCAUCUGCAUCAGAGAUUAUAUCUAGUCCACUUUCUUCAACUAAUCCAAUUAAUAAUAGUAAUAAUUUUCUACCAAAUGCACUGGCAGGCGAAACCUCACAAAAGGGCACAGAAUCAAUUCAGGGAACCUUACCUGUACCACCAACUGAACCUUUGCAUGUUCAGCCAUAUAUUGAAAACUUGCAAAUUCUUGAACCUUCUGUAACUUAUGAAAAUAACAUGGGUCUUUUAACUAUAGUACCAGCAAGUACCAUUUCUGUAAAGAGUACUACGAUACCAGGGAUUGCCACAUCUGUGCGGACUGAAGCAGCAUCUGCAUCAGUGAUUAUAUGUAGUCCACUUUCUUCAACUAGUCCAACUAAGACUGGUAAUAAUUUUAUACCAAACACACUGGCAGGAGAAAUCUCACAAAAAGGCACAGAUUCACUUCAGGGAACCUUACCUAUACCUGAACCUUUGCAUGUUCAGCCAUGUAAUGAAAACUUGCAAAUUCUUGAACCUUCUAUAACUUAUGAAAAUAACAUGGGUCUUUUAAAUAUGGUACCAGCAAGUACCAUUCCUGUAAAGAGUACUACAAUACCAGGGAUUGCCACAUCUGUGUCACCUUGUAAGGCCCCCUCUGAUAUGGAACAGGAGGGAUAUACUCUAACUGAACUUACUCCACUAAGUACCUAUGAUGCCUCGUAUCAUGUUAAAGAAGGCACAGAUGUACUUUAUCUAGCACCCAUGCAGAAUGUAUCUUCAAGCAAUGCCAAUAUUAUGUUUGGUCCUACCUCAACAUCUUUGGUCUGCUCCGCUCCACAAAACCAAAUAUCAUAUAAUUGCUUAUCUGGAAUUACACCGGGUUCUGCUGACACUGUUAUACCUUGUUCUGGGCAAGUGGUACAAAAAGCACAGUUAGUGCAAGCGAUGCCACACCUAGGAACAAAUAAUACUGAAGAAACCACAACCAUUCUUCUUCCCCCAAUCAAGGAAAACGAGAGGCAAACUGGGAAUAUCAUAACAUUAACUACUGGAGUGGGAACUGCAGGAUGGCAAAGAACACCCGUACUCAUUGCUCCUAAGGAAGAUCCUUCCAACCUUCAGCCUGCAGCGACAGUUGUUGCCACUGCAGAAGGAGCUGUUACUUACACCCUAGCCAAUAAAGUGAGCUUUUCCAUGCCGAGCAUCAGUGACAACAAGAACUCUUUUGCGCCUGACAGAAAAUCAGAUGAAACAAACAAGGCAAAAAAAACGAAGGCUAAUAAGAAAUCUCAAGGAAGGGCGAUUGAUGUGACCAGGAUAAAAAAACGGGGAGUUGGGAGAACUGGAAAGCGAACAAAACGAAUGCAAAAAGAAAUGGAAGAAGCUGUAUUAAACAACGAUUUAAUUGCAACAGCCUUUUCCUUUGCCAUCAAUUCUGUAACCCCAAGCAAAGAUACUAAAUUGCCAAAUGGUAGUACAAAAUCAGAUCACUCGGCCUCAGUAAAUGUAUCACAAUCCACAGGUACUGAGUCAUCUCCUUCAAGACAGUCACUGAAAAAAUCUCUACCAGUUAUUGAGAAUGACAGUGAAGUGUUACCAAUACAUCAAGAAUCACAGGGUGAGAUAGCAACCCAGGGUGAGAUAGCAACCCAGGGUGAGAUAGCAACCCAGGGUGAGAUAGCAACCCAGGGUGAGAUAGCAACCCAGGGUGAGAAUGCAACCAGUGAACAAACAUCCUUGAAGAUCAGACAAGAGGAAGAUAAAGUUUUGAAUGCACAAGUGACAACAGCAAGCUCCACUGUAGAUAAUUCUAUCACUGAGAACCAGAAACAAAAGACAAAACAAAAUAUGCUUGCUUUACUAACUGGAGAUAAUGAUUGCCAGAAGUCAUCAUCCACUAAACUUAAUAUCGGCAGAUCUCCAAAGCUGAAAGCUCUUCUGCAGCUUUCUCAGAGUAUUUCUCCAUCAAAGAAAUUUGUUGCAAGAAGAAGGAUGAGUUCACAUGAGAGCCCCAGUAUUAGAAGUGUUCCCAAGAGAGGCAGCCAGAGUACUCCAAGCCACAAGAACAGUCAUAUUAGAGUGUUGGAUUUCAGCACACCACAGAAACAGAGAACACCUGGUCGGUCUCCACGAAAGGCAAUGGCAUGCUUAAAGUUUUCGCCGCCAGUCAAUAAACGAUCUACAAGGAAGAAGAAAAUAAAAUCACCAUUAACUAAUAUAUCCAGACCUUCAAGCUUUCACUCACCAAAAAAGAAAGCGAUGAAAAAGAUUUUAGAAGAAAUUGAAUCAGAGUUUAAGGAUGAUGAAGCUGAGGAAGAAGUGAACCAUGUUAAUAAACCUGUAAGGACUAAGAUGUCACCAAAAAACAAGUGUUUUUCUUUAUGUAGAUCAGAAGAAAAAAUAAUUAACUCAAAUUGCACCACUGAUGAUGAAAUAUUGAAAAAUAAUUCUCUCUGGUCUGUGAAUGACACACUACAUUUACUUGACCAACAGAAUGAUAGUCGAUUAGAUUAUGAGGAUGAGGAGAAUCUGAUCUUACGUAUCGAGGACGAUGAUAGCAUUUGUUCAAGUAUUGACACUCUUGCCACAGAGGCAGGCAGCAUAGAACUCUUUGAUUUGUCCAAAGAAACUAGCAGCCUUGGAGAUCUUACACAGAUCCAGUCUAAAGAAGUGAGCCAUGAACAGGAUGGUGACAUGCAAAAUUGGGGUUUAUUAGCUACAUCAACAAAUAUACGCUCGGAUAACAUUUGUUCAUCUCAAGUGUUUGAUCAAUCAUGUACGGCUAAAACAAAGCAACUGAAGACCCCUUGUAAAGCUGGUGAAUUGUCAUUAUCCAACUUUGGUACAGGAAUGCCCAUGACUCCAAUGUGCCUGGAGCCCACAACUCCAUUUAUUGCCAGCGAGCGUGGAUCUGUUCCUCAGCAAGAUGAGGACCUUAAUACACCAUUCCUUCCAGUGCCACCCCAAACACCAGCUGAUAAAUCUCCACAUAUCAAAGAUUAUCCUCACGGACCAUAUUCAAACAGUUCAGUCGGCACUUCAUACUACAUGCCGUCAGAACGCUCCAUAACGACCGACUCUGAAGGAUACUCCCCGUCUAGACUAGAAACUGUGUUGGAACAAUCAUUAAUAGAAGAGCUUAGUUCUAAUGUGAGCCUUGUAUCUAGCAACCCUGUAUGUAAGAAAGUUGAGUCUGGUGUUCACAAAAGUCCUGGUAGAAUGUCAAGGAAAGUGAUGGGGGAAGUAAUUGAGCAAGAGAUGGUAAAGUUGUUUACAGGGGAAGCCAAAAGUCAAGAUUCUAAUGUCCAGGUCAAAAAUUCUAAUAGAGUUAGUAAACAUUCAUCAAAAAAAGGUAAAUUUUCAGACAAAAGUGAGAUUAAGGUUACUGAUCCCACAGAGGGUAAGCAGGGAAAGCGAAAAAGAGUUCCCUCAAAGAAGUACCAAAAGCUUGUGGAGUUUGCAUGUUCAGAGGAUGAAGGUGACGAUAGGGUUGACGAAAGAAAAUCCAAGAUUCAAAGUGUGACUCGAAUACCUAAACCCAGAGAUGAUGUACCUGUGGUGAAAAAGAAGACUAAAAAACGAAAAGGGAAAGUUGGUGCUGCAAAGGAUGAUCUUUCUGCCUCCAGUAUUACAGAGACUACAAAAAUAGCUAAUAAUAAUAAGCAAAGUGUUCAGAAGGGAAGGAAAAGGAGUAGGAAAGUGACUGAUGAGGAAAAAAUUCUGCGGUCCUCACCAAAGGAGGUUACAGAAAAACGUGAUAAUUGUGGAGUAACGAGCAAAACUCAGCACCAGAGAAAAAGACGUAAAUAUGGGUUGAAGGCAGCUGAGAAGUCUGUAAAUAAAGGUGUGGAACAAAGUAAUGAUUCAAUGAAAGAACAGUUAAAUUUAUCCUCAGAAAACCCUAGAAAUGUCUGUGUUUUGAGUGUAGAUAAUGGUAAUGAACAAAGUGAUGCACAUCGAAAAACAAAACUCCAAGAGUCUGAUUCAGCUUCCAUUUGUAAUUUACAUAUUGUAUCUUCAGUAUCCCCUGUGUGUAGUGACUCUGAUUCAGAGUUAAGAAGUACAUCGAGAGGCAAAAUACAAGAUGUUAAUGAUUCUUCUUUGAAUGAGAGAGUAAAGAAUACCAUUUCCGAGACAUACAGUACAAAUUCUUUAGACAAAGUUUGUGAAAAAGAUACCGGUACUUCUUUUUCCUCAAAGACGACAUGUUUCUCUGAUAUUUUUGGCUCUGAUGUCAGCUUUACAGAUGAAUCAGACUCUGGAACUCAGAGAAACAAAAGAACAGAAGCCACAGUAGUAAGUGAUAAUGAUAUAUUGGAAGAGAACAUGAUAGAGGAACACAAGAGAAAAGAUCACAGUAACAAGAGGAGUCGAGGGUCCAGAAGACGACAACAGCCAUCAAGGUAUGAGAGUGAACCCUUCAAAACCUCUCUUGGUGUGUCAAGAAAAAUGUCAUUUGGAGCUCAGACAAGCAAGGUCAAAAGAGGUGGUCAAGCAUCCCAAAAACAGACAUCAACCAGAGGUAGAGGGAAAGCUCGUGAAACUAUAGAUAUAACGGAAGUAGUGGUGGAGGCCAUAUUGGUUAAUGUUAACACUCUCCCCAAAGCAGUACAACAAGGAGUUGCAGUUGAUAACAAAGUAAUUGGUGAAAUGCACAAAUCUAAAGCUUUGAAAAAAAGUAAACAGAGGUUAAGAUCUACCACCAUUGAGAACACCAGAGCUGAAACUAGUAGCUUUGCAAAUGAUGCUCCUCAUUCUUCAGACAUAGGAAAUGAUUCAAAAUUAUUGCAUGUUGCUGAAGUUCAUGUGUCUUCAGAAAUUGUUGAAAAGGUGCCAGAAGUAUCUGAGAAAGACAAUGAACAUUUUGAAGACGGCUCUCUCAAAGAAUCUGCAAGUCCCCAGACCAAAGAGUGCACGACUCCAUUUACCUGUUGGGGGGUGGGUUUGAAAAAUAAUAUUUCCAAAGUAAAAAGCUCUUUGACAUCUGAUGACCUCAAAGCUCGCUGGUCAAAUAGCAUGGCAUUUCAUUUGUCUCAUUCUGACGUCAACAUUACUGAUACCGAAGACGAGAGUCCUGGAAAUGUUUUGCGUCAGAACACACCUGAGCAUUUAACUGUCCGACCAGAGUUUAUCAAAGACAGCAAGUUGUGGACGUGCGAAUCUUCUGGAUGUGCUCGAACAAUUACUUUUAUGAAGAGUACGUCUGAAGAAGGUUGUUGCCAUCACCGCUUCGACGCCAAAGAUCUUGGCGAGAUACAAAAUGUUACACCAAAACGUUCAAAAAAUGGAAAGGCUGUUAGUACUACACCACACACUGGAGAAUUACCCCCUGACCUUGAGAGCAUCCAGUCUUCAGUUGCAGUGAAAAACUCAAUGUCCUCCAAGAAUCAAGUUCCUUUAACUGCAAGCCAGUUGACCUCCCAAGAUGAUUUGAUUAAGAAGAUUGUUUCAACUACAAGUAUAUAUCAAUCUCCUGGAAAUGUCCAAGAUGUUAGGGAGACAACUGUCUUGGAUAAAGAGAACAUAGAUGAAGCAGACACUGACUUAUGUGAUAGAGUCAGUAACUUUGAAAGUGAAACAAUAACUCUUUGUGCCAAGGACAAUCGUGGCAUUGCAUUAGUGUCUGCAGCUUCCAUAUCAUCAAUAUUAAAUGACAAAAAUCUCUCAGUAAUUGAAAAAAAAAUUGAAUCUGCAGACUCAGGUUUCAUAAAUACCAGUAGUUAUGAUGAACAUUCAGGUACAUGUAAAAAGUCAGCAGUUGAACAGACUAACAAAGUAAAUGAUUUACCCUUCAGUAAGUCAUCUUCAGAAGGCGGUAACAUUGAUUACUUAUCACCCAGGUCAGUCGAGAGUACUGGUGAUCUUUGGGAAGCUUCAGAGAAGAAUUGCUUGAUAACAUAUAAGCCUCUUCCUCUAACGCCAGAGAAGAAAAUGGGCCAAAUUUGCCAUUCUAUAGUUAGAAAAAAGAAGGCCUUGGUUGCUAUUCCAUCAUUCACAAACAUGUCCCCAACAAAACAAACUUGCACUUCAUCACCUGAACCUAAGAACUGUGAGGAUUUAUUAACAACAAAUAUUGAAAGAGUUGAGAGUAAUAUUAGUUUGAAUACUACACGAACAUCAAGGAAAAAUAAUUCUCUGCAAACAGAAAAUAAACACUCUGAAAAAUCACGUUCGACAGAUGAUGCAGAAGUUAGGAACUUGCCCAAAGAUAUUAAUGAAACAGGUGCUUCACAUGUGCCAGAAAAAACUUAUUCCACUGAAAAUCUGGAGAAAAACAGUCCUCCAGCUUUCACGGCAGGUGAAUGUAAUGUAAAUACAACUGAAGUUUCUGAAAAAGUGAUAGAAUUCUGUAACACUGAGAACAAAAAUUCUGAAUUUGAAGGUACUAGUGGAGAACAUCAAACUAUUGUUGGGAGUAAAGCACUGCAAGAGAGCGGCAAUGGAACUUUGCAAGAAAGUGGCAAUAGAACAUCGCAAGAAAGUGGCAAUAAAAUAUUGCAGAGCAGCGAGUCACUUAGUGUGUGUGAGUGGAGGGAACACGGUCAUGAACAAAACCCUGUACAAUGUAGCCAUCAUGAAGACAAUGAAAAUUUAAAGCUGACACUGAAAGCCCAAAAACACAUAGAUGAUGAUAAUGGGGGUGUAAAAGAUGUAGAACCCAGAAAAGAUGAAUACUUUGACAGUUGUAGCCAUUCAUACGACUUAGUUCCCCAUUGUGUGAAAGAACCCAGAAACACAAAUACAGGAGAAGUGGGUAUUGAUGCCCAAAAACUAACUAGUGAAGAAAAAUCUGUUAAUUUGGGGGAGUACAGUGGAGAAGAAGCUUUUAUAAAACCCAGUGAAGAGGUUAUUGAAACCAAAUUAGGAGAGGAAGAGGAAGAUAGUGAUGUUUUAAGGAUAGAAGUGCCAUCGGAGAAUGAAAAUGACAGUAAUGACUGGACAGACAUACUGACUCUCAGGCUGACACCUUUCAUUGACUUGCUUACCUUGAACUUAGAAGCCAAGAAACCGAGCGGUAAGAGGACAACAACACCUACAAAACCUCGUCAAAGAAGAAAACCUUUAAAAGACACUGUACCGAGAUGUAAAGAAGAUAAAGGUUCGAGGAAAGGCAAGGCAAGACAAGCACCAAAAUAUCAAACGGAAGCAAAUAACUUAAAUAAAAAGUCAAGCCAGAAGAUGAAUAAUGCAGAUGGAAUUAAGAGAAGUAUAUCACAGAUGGAAUGUAGAACUCCUUUAGAAAACCCAGAAAAGAUGGUGUUAAUGCAUGAAGAUUUGAGCAGGACUGGCAAUCUUGUUAAUGUAGAGCAAAUUAAUGUAUCAAGUACUAAUGAUGUAACCCAACUGAGCUCUCGGAAGAGAGUUAGGGAAGAUGAUUCCUCUAAAGGCCUGACAGGAGUAAUAAUGGAAGAAGAAUGUAGCCAAGGCCCACAGAAGACGAGGCGCAGGAUUCAGCCAAUUAGAAUCGGAGAGGUUGAAAAAUAUGCCAAGCAAGCCGGGGAACUGUCAAGCAAGAGCAAAGCCAAGAGAGGAAAAUUUGGGGAGCAAAAGGGAGAUGGGACAACAAGCAGAAAAGAAAAAAACUCUCUGCUGGUGGAUGAGCUUGAAGGCAGUGUUCAUAACUUGCUUGAGAAGGUGACUGGGUCUGAAGGUGAUUCAUUGAGGCGAGAGGUGUUGCUGUGCACAGCUGCAGGAAGCGUCAGUGAACGUAGUGCCAGCUCAUUGUCAAGUGCCAGUCCUGGACGUCUCCAGAUCUCCGAGUCUCCUAGAUGGUGUGACUCUUCCCCAACCCCGCACUGUGACCCGUCUCUGGUCUACUUGCCCCAGGGUUAUACCUCUAAUGGGUCACCUUUCGCCAGACCCCAGUAUUCCGUACCCGGCAUUCUUAAUUGCUCUUCAGUACCCAAGGUCACUCCAGUGGCUGUCAGUACUCCUCAGAUGGCACAAGAGCUUCACAACAAGGAGACAGGAAAUAGCUUGGAUAAAAUACAAGGAACUGAGGGUGGGUGUGAACUGUCAAGAAGAGGACCCGGUAGUUACUUGAUUGAAUCAGAACCUUCGAGGGAACUUGAAGAGGAAUUUGGCUGUGGAAGACAGAGACAAGCAAGACAGAUGGCCAAUGUGUUGUUCAGUGGAGGAAGCUUAGAAAUUGCACACAGUCCUGAGAAGCAGCUGGCAAUAAUGGCAAACUACCGGCAUCAACUGGAUGUACACAGUUUGCACAUAAGUGAAGAUAGUGUAAACAGUACAAACAGCAUGUGUUCAAUACCACCCACCCCUGGGAAACACCUCUAUGUUCCUCCAGCCCCAGCCAUAACCUCAGCCAGCGGUGUCAACUCUACUGAUGCUUCCAUGCAAAUGCCGGCUGCGCUCCCUUUUAAGAAGCGCAAGAAGAUUGUAUAUGUACCCAAAACAGUAAAAAGCAAAAAAGCCAAGAAAUUACCCAUAAAGAUAGAUAUUAAUAAGUUCCUGGACAAGCUUCACCAGAAACAGCAGCUAAAGGAAGCCCUGGGAAAUAAUAGCUCAACGUCAGCAAGACCCCCAGUGUCAGUAGAGAUUAACAGUGUCCACAUGAACCCCAGUGGUAAUGAAAAUCAACAACAAACAGAAGAAAAGGAGUGAAAAUCAAUAUUGACAAGAACCCUAAUGACAGCACUGACCACAAGAACUCCAGUGACAGUCAAGACCACAACACAAAUCUCGGUGACAGUAGAGGUCAGUAGUGGAGCGGCCACAAGAACCUCAGGUACUGUACAUUGAAGAUCAUCACCAAGAACCCUAGGUACACUUAAGGUCCACAAACUAUUUCACUUCUAUACUCAUAAUUAUCUUCCUGAUACAUUGAGUUUAUUACUAGGUGACCAGAAUGAAGAACAACAUGACCUGUUGUAGCUGUGCUCUGCUCUGGUGUUCCCUCUUCACAACAGUGACCCCAAACAUCAUACGGUUUAUCUCUGUCACCUCAUAUAGCUCAGGGUUGCUACUCAACAGUCCAUCUGUUAAAGACAUUUAUAUUUUAUUGAAGUUGUGGUAGAUGAAGUGUCUGAUUAAUUCAUUCUGGUUUCAAAAAUCUAAAUACUGUAUUAGACAGUAAGUUUAGAUGAACAAAAUUUACGAAUUGGGGAAGAAAUCUUUCAAUAAGAGCUUCAAUUAAUAUAUAAUAUACAAUAUACCUUCUGCUUGUGUUUCUUAGUCAAGUGUCUGGUAUAUCUUUUGGGAGCUGAUGAAUCUUCUCAAGUACAGUACAGUAUAUACAAUAUUUGAAAACUCACACUUGUUUAUGAGGUAUAAAGAAAUUUGUGACACACUAGUUGUCCUUGUGGUAGUGAAGACUGAAAGUGAUGUCAAUUGCUUUUUAAGAGUCGGUAUUAAGAGUUUUUAUCACUAGUGUAAUUAAUUCCCAUAAUGAUUUUAAUUUAGUCAGUUAUGCCAGGGAUGGAAUUGUAUAAUAGAUAUCAGGUUUAGAAUUUUACUGUGGUCAUGGCUGUUGUUGCCUUUUGGUUAACUGUGAUUCCCCAUACAAGAGCCCUUCUUCUUGGUCACUGUACUGUGUUCCUCAUGUCUUGAGUGCAGUUCCCUUCUCAUUAAUUAUCAGUUGGAUACCUGGGUGAAACUCAAUUGAUAAUGGGGAUUCUCAUGGAAUUUUCUAUAUUUUAAUGGAAGUUUAAUGAUAAUCUCCAAAUGAAAUAUUUCUUAUGGAGUAUUGUCUGGGUUUUGACGCAGCAGAGCUUGUAACAGUAGAAGAUGAACUGAUACAUUUAUGGAGCUUGUAUUUUUGUAAGUUAUGUAUUGAAACCAGUGUACAGUAGUUUAAGUGCUGUAACUGAAGGACAGAUUUGGUGUGUUCUGGGGAAACUCUCGAUAGGGACAGGACCUGUGUUCUGUUUUUAUGUUGCACAGUUCCUCCAUGUAAACAUAUCCUGGCACCUGUUUCUGAAUAUCUGUGUAAUUAGUUCAGUUUAUUUUCUGGAAGCUCUGUAGAUGAAUUUAUGAAAAUACAGUACAGUCUCUCUUCGACUUACGGCGGGGUUCCAUCCCAACGACCAGGUCGUAAGUCGAAAAGGAGAAAA